AGGGAAGGAGACCAGAAUCCCCCGUCGUCGCGCACGCGCAGAGGAGCUCCGCGUCCGCAUCGGCCACCACCCGCCCGCCCGCGCCGGCCGCCGGCGGCGUGGAUGGGGAAGCUCGCCGCCCUGAAGCGGGAAGCGGUCAGGGUGGACUAGGCGCUCGGUGACUUGUUGCUAGUUUAGGAGCGGUAGGUGGGUGGAGGCGAUGCGGGGCGGGGCGAUGAAGGCCCUGCGGCGAUCCAGCACCUCCUCGGCGCCGUCGCCGAGGGUGCCGUCUUCCCCGCGGUCGUAUUCGUGGAUCCACCGCAGGUCGCUCCCCGUUACCUCGUCGGCCUUGCCGGCGACGUCCUCUUUGUCUACAUCGGCGAAUUCGGCCGCGGAGGCUUCGGAUUCAGCGCCAGCGUCAGUGGUGGCAGCUUCCUCGUCGCCCUCGCUGGCUCCUUCGUCGCCGAACAUGGACCGGGGUGGAAUUAAAUCCCCAUGGUCUCGAAGAAAAAGGAAACGAGCGCUUACUUGUCAACACUGGAAUCGUCUAUUUUCAGCAAACGGGAAGCUUCGUGAUGGGGGAAGGAAGUUUCUAAAGAAGGUUCGCAGUGGGGGGAUUGAACCGGGCAUAAGGGCUGAAGUAUGGCCAUUUCUGCUUGGAGUCUAUCAUUUGAACAGCUCUGAAGAAGACAGGAAUACUAUCAAGAUAAAGAAAAGGAAAGAAUAUGAAAAACUGAGGCGACAGUGCCACUGUGUUCUGCAUUGUAAUAGAGGAAAUGGCCUGAAUGUUAUAAAUGAGUUCGUGAAUGAGGACUUUUCUGAUGGGGCUGAAGGUUCAGAGUCACCAUAUUCAAAUGGUGUUAGUAGGAGGGCUUGUGUGAUGCCCAAAGAAUUGAAAUCUUUAGGCAGUAAGGCAGAAGAAUCAGAGAGUUCUAACUGGGAUGCUGUGGAAUGCAUAGAUGAAGAUACAAGUGAGUUAACUUCUGUCGAUCCAUGUAUGGUAGAAUCAGAAUCUUCUGAAUCUGAGUCUUCCUAUGAAGAGGACCCUGAUAGAACACCCGUCUCUAUCAAUAUGGAAGAGAACUGUGACCCUAAACCAAAAUUUGUCCGGACUGCUUCAUCUAAGUCAGACAUUUUUAUUUCAGACAGAACUCCCGAGGAUUUUGCCACAUGGAAGCGCAUUAUACGUGUCGAUGCUAUUCGGGCAAAUGCAGAAUGGGUUCUAUUUGCUCGUAACCAGGCUGAAGUCUCUAAAGAGAAAGCACUGCAGUCUGCAAUAUCUGUUGGGUUGAAAGAUUUUGACCAUUUGGAGCCUUACAUGAUUUAUCAUGCUGCACGAUUAGUUGCACUGCUUGAGGCAUAUGCACUCUAUGAUCCAGAGAUCGGGUACUGCCAAGGAAUGAGUGAUCUCUUGUCACCAAUAAUUGCAGUCAUGGAGGAAGAUCAUGAAGCAUUUUGGUGUUUUGUGGGUUUCAUGAGGAAAGCCAGACACAACUUUAGGCUUGACGAGGUUGGAAUAAGAAGGCAGCUGAAAACCGUCUCACAGAUAAUCAAGCGCAAGGAUUCACACCUCUAUAGGCACCUGCAGAAACUUCAGGCCGAAGACUGUUUCUUUCUGUACAGAAUGGUGGUGGUUCUCUUCAGGAGGGAGCUCACUUUUGAGCAGACUAUGUGUCUGUGGGAGGUUAUGUGGGCUGACCAGGCCGCAAUUCGAGCUGGGAUUGGAAGGUCCACUUGGGCAAGGAUAAGGCUUCAUGCUCCGCCAACAGACGACUUGCUGCUCUAUGCUAUUGCAGCCUGUGUCUUGCAGAGGAGGAAGCUGAUAAUCGAAAAAUACAGCAGCAUGGAUGAAAUACUGCGGGAGUGUAAUAGCAUGGCCGGGCAGCUGGAUGUCUGGAAGCUCCUAGAUGAUGCACACCACUUGGUUGUUGACCUUCAUGACAAAAUCUGAUGCAACGGCCUUCCUCAGUUAUGUUCGGUAGAGUAUGCAGACAUGAACCCUUUUCCGAGGUGUAUUUAGUAAUAUGUUAUGUACUGUUCACCACCCGGAAUAAAAACCCUUUCUUGGGUAUAUGUGUAGAGAACCUUGUAGCUUCAAGUGAGGACGAAGUUGUCUUCACUUUGGUUAAGCUGAUAAACCAUUGGAUAUCACAGUGGUUUUUAUGCAAGCCAUCCAUAGUCAAACUUGAUGGAAAAUUUUGUUUUUGCUUCUAAUGUCUGUCCUUGGCAGAAACAACAUUUUCCAUGAAGUCUUUUAUAGGAAAAGUUAAGUUCCCAGAUUUUGGGUGUAAUGUGGAGUAAUAAUGAAAUCAAAGUCUUUACUGUCAUUUCACA
Molecule: messenger RNA, 2313 nt
Organism: Sorghum bicolor (sorghum)
Lineage: Eukaryota; Viridiplantae; Streptophyta; Magnoliopsida; Poales; Poaceae
Product: GTPase-activating protein gyp7
Exons: 5
Coding region: 200-1930 (576 amino acids)
Biological process (GO): activation of GTPase activity
Molecular function (GO): GTPase activator activity
Source: RefSeq, a predicted model, not a curated record